AGGUUUGGAGAGGCGAAGAUUAAGAUAAGGCUGCCUUGGGACAAAAUCCUGUCAGUAUGCUACAGUCUGUUGCUAUGUUGGCAAGUGAUCGGGAAUUGUUUAUACUUUGUUCGUGGCAUUAAGUGUUUCAGAGACAAGUCCUCAACGUUCCUUUGUGAAAGAAAUGCAGCUUUCCUGUAUUCAGAAGAACUUGAAGUCGUUUGGCUCACUACUCAAACCAUUCUUAUCGUCGUUGUCAUCGUCUUAUUACCACGAAUACCAGGAUUCCUCGGCCUUAAGGCAAUCUUCCAUCGGUUGAAAUGUGUUCCCUCAUUUUUCACAUUGGUUCUUCUUCUCGUGAUUGCGGUAUCCAGAGAUGUUAUGCUAUUACUAACAUCUCCCAAAACUUUCCUUACCAUGGCGAUCCUAAUCGGGUUUGCUCUAAAAUAUACACUGACAGUUUUAGCUGCAGCUAUGCUUAAUUAUACACAGCUGAGUACUUUAAAGCACCGAUAUCCCCUCUACGUGUUUUUAUUAUCGAAGUUGACUGUCUUUGUGAUUUUUCUCGCAAGUUUCAUUCAUUUCACCAACGCGCUCAUUGCAAUAACUUUCAACGUUCAAAAAUUUCCUGCAGCGAUGAGUUCAGCAAACUCGACGGAUUUUCAUGUGGUGAAUAAAUUGUUAGAAAACUUUGGCGUCACCAGUUUUCGAUUCAAAUUAAUGAGUUUCUUCUGGACGAAGCUAUUCAUCGAUGACAAGGGUAUUUUUUGA
Molecule: messenger RNA, 750 nt
Organism: Pocillopora meandrina
Lineage: Eukaryota; Metazoa; Cnidaria; Anthozoa; Scleractinia; Pocilloporidae
Source: the annotation of a GenBank genome assembly